UGCUCAAGGACACCGGCUCAGACAACUACAUCGAAAGCAGCAAGUUGAACCUCGUGUCACAGGCUGUCACAGAAGAAGUCAGUGGGUCAAAGCUGUUCUGAGAAAAGAAGAUUGACGCAACCAUGGACCAGGCAAGGUCAACAAUAUCUAAAAUUUUUAAUGGGGAGCCUCACUCCUACACACGUUUCAACCUAACCCGGAACAUGGAAGGGGAUAACAGCCAGGUGGAGAUGAAGCUGUCGUCAGACAUGGAUGAGGAGACAGGGGGCAAUGGCGCGGGAGAACACCUGAAUCACAACUCCAACCGCAAACCCUACGUGGCUCAAAAGCUCGGGCGCACACCAAAGAACCUUUGCUUCAUGGCCGUCGCCACCCUCCUCAUCUUUAUCAUCGGCUACUUGAUUGGCUACUUGGUUCAUCGGAAGAAGGACUUGGCUCCCACCUGUGCUGACUUCACGGUCCGUUUUGACAACGGUGCUGCCAUCGAGACGGGUGCUGCCCCCCUCAUGAACUGGGACAAGGUCAAAAAGCUGCUUGCUGAACAAGUCUCUGCAGCCAAAUUCGAUUCUGUCUUUAGGGAGUUUUCCAGUGACAACCACCGGGCCGGUUCUCUGAGUGAUGAGGUCCUGGGAGAGAAGGUGGUCAAGAGGUUCAGAGAGUACGGGAUGAAAACCUGGACCGACGAGCACUUUGUUAAGGUUCAGGACGCCCCAGCGUCUGGCUCCAACAGCUUUAGUUACAAGGGGAAGCAGGAGAGUCCAACGGGAUUCCUGUCCUACAGUGCCAACGGAACAAUAACGGGUGCCCUCUUGGAUGUGUUUUACGGGGAGGAGAAGGACUUGAGGUUGCUGAAAAGCCGUAACGUCAACAUGACAGGCAGGGUCAUGCUGGUCAGAACCGGUCGGAUCAGCUUUGCGGAGAAGGUAGCCAAUGCUGCCAAAAUGGGUGCUUCUGCUGUGCUGAUCUACCCAGAUCCCUCUAAAUUCUCUAUUGGUGGAUCCACUCAGCUCUAUGGACAUGUCCACCUUGGUUCAGGGGAUCCCUACACCCCCGGCUUCCCUUCCUUCAACCACACCCAGUUCCCACCAGUCAUCUCCUCAGGCCUGCCAAAAAUCCUGGCCCAGACCAUCACCCUAGACAUGGCCAUGAAGAUUCUGCAGCAGCUGGGGGGGGCCAAUGCACCGGAAGAAUGGAAAAGCCCGAACAAACUUGGGGAUGACAGCGAUGCUAUUACCUUGGGGGUCGACAACGUGCUCAGUGAGAAAAAGAUAGUAAAUGUCUUCGGGGUCAUCAAAGGCUUUGUGGAUGCAGAUCGAUAUGUGGUCAUUGGUGCACAGAGGGACGCAUGGGGUCCAGGUUUUGCCGCGUCAACUGUCGGUACCAGCGUCCUUGUCGAGCUGGCACGCUCCAUCUCAGAUAUGGUGGAGAAUGGUGGAUUCAAGCCGAGGAGAAGCAUUGUGUUUGCCAGCUGGAGCGCUGGAGAAUAUGGGAGUGUUGGCGCCACCGAGUGGCUGGAGGGUUAUCUUUCCUCUCUGAGCAUGAAAGCCUUCUCUUACAUCAACCUGGACGGAGUUGUAACAGGUCAGAAAUAUUUCAAAGUGGCAGCCAGUCCCUUGCUGCACGGCCUGGUCGAGAGCACUCUGAAGGAGGUGAACUACCCGAACAAAGCUGUGUCUCUCUUUUCUGAAUUUGCAAAGGACAACAUGGAAUCAAAUGUGUUGGAGCCUCUGAAGUUGGAUAACGCUGCAUAUCCUUUCCUCGCCUUUUCUGGCAUCCCGUCAGUAUCUUUCAGAUUCACCUCUGAGAACUCUGACUACCUGUACUUCGGCACCACGCUGGACACCCGGGAGAAACUGGACGGGGCCACCAGCAACAAGGUGUCUCAGCUGGCUGAAGCCGCCACGCGGGUCGCAGGUCACAUGGUGCUGAGGCUGGUCCAUGAUCAUCUGCUGCGCAUGGACGUGGAGAAGUACAACAAAAUCAUACGCAAUCGCGUGGCUCAGAUCAACAACAAGGUUCAUUCUGUGCUGAGGAUGCAGCCCCAGCUUCUGUCCAAGGUGCUGACCAUGCAGUGGCUGAUGUCGGCCUACGGCUCCUACAGCCGGGCCUCCAGCAAGCUGGCAGCAGACAUCCAGAACAGCAACGUGGAGGACAUUGAGAUGUGCCGCACCCUUAAUGACCGCAUCAUGACGGUGGAGAGGAACUUCCUGUCCCCCUACGUGUCCCCCAGAGAGAGUCCAUUCCGCCACAUCCUGCUGGGCUCAGGCCCCCACACUCUGCAGGGUCUGUACGGCCACCUGGAGGCCCUCAGGAUGGACCACCCCGAAGCCGACUUCAACCUGUUCCGAAGCCAGUUUGCCCUAGCCACCUGGACCAUCCAGGGCUGUGCCAACUCACUCGCAGGGGACGUGUGGUCUCUUGAUAACGAAAUCUAAAAAAAAGUAACCCCCCCCACUUCCUCCCUUGUUCAUCAUUUGGUCGUCUUAUUCACAAACGGCAGUGUAAAACAGCUUUAACAUUCAUUUAAGCUUAGAUUUAAAUUGGAGCUGUUCAGUAAUUCAUUCUACUUUGAGACAUGAGCUCAUGUUCCCCCUUUCUGAAAUUAUUUUUAAAAAAAGCCUUACUUUUAUUUAAAGAAUACACAAAAAAAAAAGUAAAGUAAUCCUUGGCAAAAAGGAUGUUUUUUCGUUUAAAUGAAAUGAAGUAUUCUAAAUACUCUGGUGCUAGCAACAAUUAGCUUCAAAUGGUCCUAUAGGUGACACUUAAAAUGUAGUCACAGUAAGUCUGUGUAAAGCAGCUCGGAGAGGAAGAAAACACAAAAUUCCUGUAUGAUAAGAUAAAGAGCAUAAUGAUUACAAAUCCAAACUGCUGGUAAUAUUACUGCUGCUGAAGCCCCGUGUAAAAACCUGGUACGUUUUUUACCGGAAGUUAAAAUAUCAUUCUGCGCAGAAACUUGUGACUCUAUUCGUAGUCAGAAAUGUGUGAGUUGCCUAAAUAGAAGAGAUGAUGAAAUAACAAUCAAACAGCAGUUCUGUUGCACUAAAUUAGGGCUGGGCAAUAAACCAAUUUAAUAUAAAUUCCUUGAAUAUCGAAAAUGACGUCAUUUCCUGCUUUUGAAGGCACAGUACAAUACAUUGAUGUUAUUUUCUAAAUGUGCCAUUACUGUUCUAGGAGUUCUAUUUUUUUCUUAUUAGAAGUUGUUGAAUUUACAUUACUGAUGCCAAUUAUCCAAAUUCUCAUUGUUUUUUUAUAUGCACUAUGGUCAACCCUACAAUAUCCUCAUGAUAUUGCGUUUAAAGAAUAUCGCCCAGCCCUACACGGAAGCUGUUUGAAAGUUUGGCGGCAUCGUUACAAAAAAAGUCCACGCAACAAUCAAUAAUAAAAAAUGAAGAAUAGGCCUUUGAAAAACCAAGGGGAGGGUCUGAAGGCACUGAAACAAACCGUACGUCUAUUUAUUGUGUUAUUUAUUUAUCAGUGGCAGGGUUCACUAUAAAUAGUAUUUUUUAUUAACUUUUUAUAAAAAAUGAAAAAUAAUGUGUAUAAUUAUCGGGAGCAGCGCCUUCCAUAAUUAUGACAGUUAUACUGUUGAAAUAUCAAGAGCAGCAUCUGCUUAAAAAGAAGUGUACAUGUCGACCUGGACUGAAGUACGAACAAUCGUAACGCACAACUCUGGAUUGUGUUUUCCUUUAAACUGACACUGGAUUGGUCUCUUCAGGUCCCUCGGUACAUGUACACUUCUCGUCCUGACAAUAUUAUCGGGAGCAGUGUCUUCCAUAAUGUGAAUAAAAGAAGAAGGUAGUUUUUUCCUACCAGUAUGUGUCCGUAUCGGAGGCAGUGCCCUCCAUAUUUCACUGUAGGAGUGGAUGUUUUUAUUAUCGGGAACAGUGUUUCCCAUAAUCCGUGUAAAUAUACAGAACAUUGCUGCAUCAUGUCCGCAUCUUCAGAUCCCAUUUCACGAUGCUUAUGUUGUUUCCCGCUUAUGAAACUUACUUAUGAAACUUAUGACUUAUGAUUACUUAUGAAACUUACGGAAGAGGAUAAGGGUCUUUGUUUUUAGUUCUGAGAGAAAGUCAGAAUUCUGAGAGAAAAAAAGUCUGUGGUAAGAGAAUUCUGAGACUUUUUUCUCAGAAUUCAGAAAUUAUUAGUAUUUCAGAUUUUCAUCUAAGAAUUCAGAUAUUUUUUCCUCAGAAUUCUGAAUUUAAUCUCAGAAUAAAAAAAUAAAUAAAAGAAGACACUUUGGUCAGAUCUGUCCCGAAUCCUCUGCAGUAGGCUCUUUAUAAAAACAUUUGUAACAUAAAAAAGCUAAGCUUAGAUUGUUAUGGGUUUAUUUAUGUAUCAUUUUAAUCUGAUGUUGCCUUUUCUUUCGGUUUCAUGCUAUGUAAGCCUUUUCUUUUUGUAACGAACAUUUUUGCGGCCAGUGGUUACAGAGCGGUGGUCAACUCUUACAAAACAUGUUUGUUUUUGAUGAUUCAGCCGUGUGAAAGUUACAUUCUACCUUCUUUGUGUGAAUUCAUUGUUUAAAAUUUCCUUGUGCCUUUUUUGUGUGCCAUGACUGCAUAGUAGAGCUGCAUUUCUACAUACAGUACUUAAAGAGUUUGCAGAGUAUGCUUGUUUGGCUUGUUUAGUUUUUACAUUUCUGCGUUUAGUUUGUUUCUGUUGUAUGCUAGAAUCAAAAGUUACUGGGUUAAAGACCUGUUAACACUUUCUUUUUUUUAGAUGAUGUCACGGGACGAAUGUUAAUUGUAAAAAAUCAAUGUAAAUGGGAUUUAAAAAUUACACACUGAAUGUUACAGUAGUUAACUUCCUUGAGCUAAUCUGCUAAAUGUUGUCACUUGAAUUCUUAUUUUUGUAUGAAACACACCAUGCCUCGGCAAAAUAACUUGUUUUAGAUCAAAACAACUUGUUUUAGAUCAAAACAACUUGUUUUAGAUCACCAGCCUUUUUAAAAUGGUCCAAUAACCAUUCAGAGUUUGAGUGAUUCAACUGAUCUGUCGUGGAAGUUACAUUGCUAAUAUUGCCAUCUUGCUGAGGAUACAGACAUAGAAAUUAGGUCGCAAUACCAGUCUUUGUUGGACUUUCAAAAUUCUGAAUUUGUGGAUAGUGUUUUUUUUUUCUUCGACUGUAUACAAAUUUGCUUAGCUUCACAUUUUCGUUGCUUCAAUAAACAAUCACAUCACA
This is a messenger RNA of Notothenia coriiceps (black rockcod), 5178 nucleotides long. It is a transcript of the gene tfr1a, whose product is annotated as transferrin receptor 1a. Gene Ontology annotation, cellular component: external side of plasma membrane. Gene Ontology annotation, biological process: intracellular iron ion homeostasis; iron ion transport. The record is from RefSeq and is a predicted model, not a curated record. Bases 123 to 2435 code for a protein of 770 amino acids. The transcript is spliced from 18 exons. NCBI's taxonomy places the organism in Eukaryota, Metazoa, Chordata, Actinopteri, Perciformes, Nototheniidae.